Molecule: messenger RNA, 1167 nt
Organism: Phytophthora sojae
Lineage: Eukaryota; Oomycota; Peronosporomycetes; Peronosporales; Peronosporaceae
Exons: 2
Coding region: 1-1167 (388 amino acids)
Source: RefSeq, a predicted model, not a curated record
AUGGCAAAGAGGGCUGCACGUGUCGAUGACCCUCUCUCGCCGUUGCUGGAUGGAGACGACGGCGCGCUCUUGUCGGCCCUAAACGGCGUGUGGAGCUCCGAGUCGAGCCCCCUGCACCCAGGGUUCAAGUUUCAGGGCGAAGGCUACAGCGACACUGGCGCCGAGAAGCCCAAGAAGAAGCGACGGCGAGACCGCACCCGCCCCAGUCACGAGAUCACGAGACUGCGAGCUGAAGCUGCUGAGCUGGAGCAAGAGCUUCGGAACCAACUCACCACCGCCAGCAAAAGAGCGCGCAGCAAUUAUUGCUCGAUGGUCCAGAACGCCGAGUUGAAGUCGCUGCUGCGCCAGAGUCUCGAAGACACGCGCGCGCUCGAGCUGAACCUGAACAAGCAGGUGGAAGAGCUGCUUCAGAUGCUGCCGCGCUCAAUGAACAUGGCGAUUCAAAGUCUCCCGUACGACGAGACACAAGACGACGCCUUGUUCAAGAAGAUGGCAAGCAACGUGGACGAUCAGUAUAAAAACAUGGAGAAAGUUCUCCUUCUUGCGGGGCUUGAAGAGGGAACCUCGGAGGUGGCUGACGCUUAUAUUUGCCGCUCAAAGGCCCUAACUAACGGGAACUUGCUGAAGUCUCGCAUGCGAGUCUUAUCGCCAUUCCCCAGCCAAGCUCUGGUCAAGGCUCUAUGGAGAAACGUCGAGAGUGAUGAGGGGGCGACGCUGAGGACGAAGCAAGCCACCGCGAAGCUCGACUUACCGCUCGGUUUGGCCUCUCGCAUUGCUGUUCAGAAGUACGAUGUGGUGGUAGGGGACUACAUCUGCACCAUGCGCAUGGUGAUGAAGCAGUUCAUCGAGAAGGACCGCGUCGCCCAAGCGUGGAGUGCAGUUGCGGAAUGGCCGCACAUGGGGACAAUGCACAACGUGAAGACCCACGAGCAAGGCUGGGGUUUCAUCCAGCCGGUGGACGACAGCACGAGCAUGUGUCUGAACUACGUCAUGAUGAACCCGACAGUGGAAACCAUGUCGUCGAAAGAGAGCUGUGACGGGCAGCUCAAUCUGGCUAGAGUGUACCAAGACUUUAUCAUCUCGAGAUUGCACACGCUCGAAAACCAAACACUCGAUCAAGUGAUACAGGAGAAGAAGAGGGCCGCGGUGUGCCCCUCAAACAGCUGA